AUGUCUCCUGAUGAUAGUCAGAACAGAGGACCAGGGGCGCCACCAGGAACUGUUCCGCUAGAGGCUGGGAUUGUUAAACUAGAUCUUCACAGGAAUGCUUCGGGAGUGAUAAUCUUGCAACCUAAGCCAACAAGGAACCCAAAUGAUCCAUUAAAUUGGAAGCUUUGGGAGAAGUAUCUUAACUUUGGGCUUGUGUUGCUAUAUUCUUUGCUCGUAUUUGCCUUUAUUGGAGCUUCUACCCCCACAUGGGCACUAAUGAACAUUGAGCUGGGAUUUAGCUAUGAAAUCCUGCAAGACAGCUACGCAGUUGGCUCAGCAGCAUUGUGUAUUGGAGCGUUGAUAUUUAUUCCCACAGUGCUGAAAUUCGGUCGGCGUCCAGUCUACGUGAUGAGUACACUGGCACAGUUUGGGGUGGCAAUUUGGUUUGCCAAAAUCCAAACAGUAGCUGACUUGAUGCUUGUGAAUGCGUUUUCAUGUCUUCUCGGAGCCCUAGCGGAAGUGAUUGUCCAGAUGACAGUGGCUGACAUCUUCUUUGUGCAUCAGAGAGGCAUGAUGAAUACCAUUUAUAUCUGGAUUAUGGUUAUUGGGUCAGCACUAGGACCUCUGGCCGCAGGUUACGUUACAACUUCACAGGGUUGGCGGUGGGUAUGGUGGUGGAUGACAAUUCUUUUUGGAAUCAGCUUUGUGUUGUUUCUCUUUUUCUAUGAGGAGACUAAAUUCCUUGGCUGCAUCGAUGGAAUGGCUCCAGUCAAUCGUCUCCAACGAGAGGACCUUGCUAGGUCUCGAGACAAUUUGAAGGAAGCAGCGUUUGAGAAGGCCCUCGAUGCAGAAGUUGGUGAGAGGGUAUUUGAAUUAAACACACCAGACAUCGACUUCUCUAUAUCCCGAAAGACUUACUUUCAGCGACUUUCUCUGUGGUCAUCAUCUCCAGGAUCGCUCCAGUUUUUUCUCCGUCACAUCUACCAACCCCUUAUUGUGACUUUCACCUUUCCCGCAACACUCUACGUUGCAGUGCUAUAUGGAAUGUUGACAGCCUUGUGGCAAGUUAUGAUAACCGUGGUGGCUUCAACUAUGCCUGAACCACCCUAUAACUUUACCGCAUCGCAAGUCGGUCUUAUGUCCUUGGCUCCCUUUAUUGGGACAACAAUCGGAAGCAUGAUUGUUGCACCUGUGAGUGAUAGGCUGGUGGUAAGAUUAGCGAAGAGAAAUGGAGGAAUAUUCGAACCCGAAAUGCGGCUCUGGAUUUUGCUUGCGUUUUCCCCAUUAGUUCCAGCUGGAACAUUACUCUUUGGAUACAGCCUCGGAAAUACCCACCCGUGGCACUUUGUUGCCAUUGGUUACGCACUUUAUGGUCUUGCAAUGGGACCUAUCAGCAGUACUUCUUUGACUUAUUUGACCGAUGCCUAUACCAAUAUCGUGGCGGAUUCCCUUGCUGGAGUGACCUUCCUUAGGAAUCUUUUUGCAACAAUUUUUGUUUUUGCAGUUACACCCUGGACAGCUGCGGUGGGCAUCGAAAAUGUGUUUCUUACAAUAGGAAUUCUCAUGUCAAUCAUCCUAAUCCCGGGCACGAUGGCUUUUCUUUACUAUGGGAAGCGGAUCAGACACUGGACCACUGACCGGUAUCACCGUUAUUCGGAUUUAUAG
This is a messenger RNA of Penicillium coprophilum, 1644 nucleotides long. RefSeq names its product major facilitator superfamily domain-containing protein. Bases 1 to 1644 code for a protein of 547 amino acids. The record is from RefSeq and is a predicted model, not a curated record. Gene Ontology annotation, biological process: transmembrane transport. Gene Ontology annotation, molecular function: transmembrane transporter activity. The transcript has 5 exons. Lineage: Eukaryota; Fungi; Ascomycota; Eurotiomycetes; Eurotiales; Aspergillaceae.